AUCUGUAAGCAAGUAAACAACGCAAACGCUUGGAUUAUUAUUAAGUUUAUUUCAUAAAUAAAACAACGGUAAUUAUAUGUGCAUCUAAAGACAAUUGUACACAGGGUUUUAACCCAAACAAAAACAAAUACAUCUACUGCAGGAAAUUCUACAAACAAUGUUUAAAAAAUCGAAGCCCAAAGUAGAACCACCACCCACAGCACCCAGUCUAGACGAAAUGCUUGCGGAUAUUGAGUCGUUUGAAAUUCCCCAACCGACAGGGGGCAAUGCCAGUAGUAAUACUGCUUUGGAACACGCUCUGCUUACAGAGCCUGAAAACUUAACUCUUGAGACAUGGUGGCAAGUGUUUGACGAAUAUGACCAAAAAGUUAAGAAAUUGGCUUUAAUGGAGGGCACACUAGAAGCAAAAAAGGAAAAUUUAUUGACGUGUAAAGAUAAGCUUGAAAAGAAUGCUAAAAGUCUACGCAAGGGAAUCCAAAAGCAACAGACGUUAAUAAAAGAAGUGGUUGAUUGUUGACCUGCAGAAAUUUUA
Molecule: messenger RNA, 532 nt
Organism: Drosophila mojavensis
Lineage: Eukaryota; Metazoa; Arthropoda; Insecta; Diptera; Drosophilidae
Exons: 2
Coding region: 158-517 (119 amino acids)
Source: RefSeq, a predicted model, not a curated record